UGUUCUGUGUUACUGAUGCUCGGCUGUGUGUGUGUGUGUGUGUGUAGCAGCUUUAACACACCUGCUUUCACGACACAAUCCACGGACUCGCUUCACGUUUGUUAGCGAAGCGCCGGAGGCUAAAGACGAGCGAAGCUAAUCGGGGACAUGUGUGAAGAUCUACUCCUGAGGACGAAGCAGCUGAAGUCACCUUCAUGGAGCCCCAGAAAGAAAUCCGCAUGGUGCCCGACAUGGGCAAGUGGAAACGAUCUCAAGCGUAUGCUGACUACAUGGGCUUCGUCCUGACCCUGAACGAAGCUCUGAAGGGAAAGAAGCUCGGGUGUGAAUAUAAAGUGUCCGAGACAGUGGAGAAGUUACUCGACCUCUUGGAGACUCUGGACCGGUGGAUCAACGAGACGCCUCCCGUCGAUCAACCGUCCCGCUUCGGUAACAAGGCCUACAGGACCUGGUACGGCAAGCUAGACCAGGAAGCAGAGGCCUUGGUGUCGGCAGUGAUCCCUGCUGAUAAAUGUGCCGCAGCCGCAGAGAUCGCCACCUACCUGAAGGAGUCUGUGGGGAACCCCACCAGGAUUGACUACGGAACAGGUCAUGAAGCUGCGUUCGCUGCGUUCCUCUGCUGCCUCUGUAAGGUCGGAGCACUGAAGGGAGACGAUCGACUGGCGAUUGUUUUUAAGGUUUUUAACAGGUAUCUGACGGUGAUGAGGAAGCUGCAGAGAACCUACAGAAUGGAGCCGGCCGGAAGCCAAGGUGUGUGGGGGCUGGACGACUUCCAGUUCCUGCCCUUCAUCUGGGGCAGCUCCCAGUUCGUAGAUCACCCGACGCUCGAGCCUCGACACUUCAUCGACGAGAGGGUCGUGAACGAGCAUCACCACGACUACAUGUUUCUGGACUGCAUCAAGUUCAUCAACGAGAUGAAGACGGGUCCGUUUGCCGAACACUCCAACCAGCUGUGGAACAUCAGCGCCGUUCCCUCCUGGUCCAAAGUCAACCAGGGUCUGGUCAGAAUGUACAAGGCCGAGUGUCUGGAGAAGUUCCCGGUGAUCCAGCACUUCAAGUUCGGCAGCCUGCUGUCCAUCCAGCCGGUGACCCCGUGACUGACGCUCACGGAGGAACGAACGCCGACGACGCCCACGAUGAAAAGACCAAAAUCCUUUUCCUCCCCUUUCUUAUUUUUUCUUCCGUCAUCCUCAACGUGCAAACACCACAGUAGCAAAGAUCGCACCACGCAAAACCCCUCAUGUUCACGCGUGUGGUCGUGAAAGCUUCAAAAUUCAUCCACAACAAAAUGCAGAGCAGGUUGAGGGUUUGGGGAGAAUCUUCCGUUCCUUUUUGUGUGUUCAUGCUUGAAUUUACCUCAAACUUCAAUCAGGACGCGAGUCGACUCGUUCACAGAGCGAGAAAAUAAAAUCAAGACUGUGUGAAAUCUUUUGUUAAUAGUUUUUGCUUCCAAAGGCCAAAUGUUUUCAUUUUAGUUGCAACUUUUCCUGUGGUUUAAUUAAGCACUUCCUUUUUUUAUCAGUUCAGUUGUGCUCAACACUGUAAAUUGACAAACUUUAUUUGAAUAAAUUCUUGUUUGUG
Molecule: messenger RNA, 1578 nt
Organism: Scophthalmus maximus (turbot)
Lineage: Eukaryota; Metazoa; Chordata; Actinopteri; Pleuronectiformes; Scophthalmidae
Gene: ptpa
Product: protein phosphatase 2 phosphatase activator
Exons: 10
Coding region: 195-1094 (299 amino acids)
Biological process (GO): mitotic spindle organization
Cellular component (GO): cytoplasm; protein phosphatase type 2A complex; nucleus
Molecular function (GO): peptidyl-prolyl cis-trans isomerase activity; protein tyrosine phosphatase activator activity
Source: RefSeq, a predicted model, not a curated record